Oryza sativa Japonica Group (Japanese rice) is the source of this 810-nucleotide messenger RNA. Its product is annotated as mitochondrial import inner membrane translocase subunit TIM14-3. Gene Ontology annotation, cellular component: PAM complex, Tim23 associated import motor. Gene Ontology annotation, molecular function: ATPase activator activity. Gene Ontology annotation, biological process: protein import into mitochondrial matrix. NCBI's taxonomy places the organism in Eukaryota, Viridiplantae, Streptophyta, Magnoliopsida, Poales, Poaceae. The record is from RefSeq and is a predicted model, not a curated record.
UCGUCUUCGUCUUCGCCUCGUCGUCCCCUUCUUCAAGAAGAAGGCAACGAAACCGACCUCGCGCCGCCUCCCACCUUCCCGUUUCUUCUUUCUUGCGCCGCAAGAACGCGAAUAGCUUUAUCUACCGCCGCUCUCUUCCACUCCGGCUCGCCGCGCGUCGCCUGCCUCGCUCCCACCGUUUCCGUCUCGCCGGAAUCCUCCCCCCUCCGCCCGCGGAUACAGUUGUCCCCGGUCGGUGUCGAUAUGGUGUUCAGUCUGAGAACUGCAUCGCCUUGCAUCUCCAGAACAAAAAAAGAGGCUACUCCCUUGGUAGCUGGGUUGUCAGUAGCUGCUGCUGCAAUGGGAAGCAGAUAUAUGCUCCAGGCAUGGCAAGCCUUCCGGACCCGUGCAGCAAUGCCACGAGUGCGGCGGUUCUACCCUGGUGGAUUCGAGAGAGAAAUGACAAGAAGAGAGGCGGCACUGAUCCUUGGCGUAAGAGAACGUGCUGCAUUCGAUAAGAUCAAGGAGGCUCACAAGAGGGUAAUGGUAGCCAAUCACCCUGAUGCUGGUGGGAGCCAUUACAUCGCUUCGAAGAUAAAUGAGGCAAAGGACAUGCUGAUGGGGAAAGGAAAAUCUGGUUCCAUGUUUUAAUCUGUCUAAAAGGAAACAGAAUUUUGUUUUUGCCAUGACCAUGAUGACUUGUAGUGGUUCAUGUUAAUCGACCUUAACAUGCUGUGCUGAUUGUACCAUAGAUCUGAACCAAAAAACAAAUGCAAGUUACUGGAUUGAGUAACUCAAUAUCCUGCUAAAGUAUAUUGUUCAGAGCCUCCA